Cryptomeria japonica (Japanese cedar) is the source of this 752-nucleotide messenger RNA. RefSeq lists its product as uncharacterized. The transcript has a single exon. NCBI's taxonomy places the organism in Eukaryota, Viridiplantae, Streptophyta, Pinopsida, Cupressales, Cupressaceae. The coding region runs from base 137 to 475 and encodes 112 amino acids. The record is from RefSeq and is a predicted model, not a curated record.
GAUCUGCAAAUCAUUAUUUCAUCCCUUCAUAGCAAUCCCUAUUUAUUAAUAUAGAUAGGUAGUUCAUCAAGCAUAUGGUCGAUUGUUGUAGUAGCUGAUCUGGGAUAUUGUGGAUCCAUAAGGAGAAAGAUAUAAGAUGGCGAGUUCUUCUGAACCAGAAGGCCCGGAAGCUCUCAUAUUCUGGAGAAUUGAUGCUCAUGCACCACCUUACGAUGGUAUAAAGGAGGCCAAUGAUGAACUAGUUGAGGCAUUCAAGAAGAUCUUAGGCAAUAUGUUCCGUCAGUGGAACAAUUAUGAAGAUGAAAAAAAAGCUGUUUAUAACAAGAAGCAGGCAAUGAGUGUCCUCAAUCACAAUGUGAAUAAUAUCCUCAAGGUCAUCAGGUCAAAUCUUCCUGAUAACCCACCAAAUGUGCCUCCAGUUGUGGAACUGCUACAAAAUUCUUUAAAAGAUAAGAAUAUGGCAAAUCAAGAAUAGGCCAAGAUGCAUGAAGCAGUCAUGGUGCAAAGGGUCGCCUAGGUUAUUAGAAUAGGGCACUUGUGGAUGGAGUCGAUAGGCAUCUAAUAAUAAGAAUGAUCUGGAAUUAUGUUCCAUGUCAUUAAAAGUCCCUCAUGCAAGGUGUAUUACGAGGAUUGUUUGUUCUUUGUAUGGCUUUUAUCAGUGAAAGAUCAAAGGUUGACAAAUAUGUUACUUAAUGUUAUCAUAUUUUCAAAUCAAUGCUAAUAUCAUUUAGUUGCUUCAAUUUACAAUCUUA